Messenger RNA from Hymenoscyphus albidus, 863 nucleotides. Lineage: Eukaryota; Fungi; Ascomycota; Leotiomycetes; Helotiales; Helotiaceae. The record is from the annotation of a GenBank genome assembly.
AUGGCUACUCCCAGUCAAUUGGACAACGAGAACGGUUCUCACAGAGAGAACCGCCUCUCUGUGGCUAGCAGGUCGACCACUGGAAGGCAAAACAUACGAUUCAGUGUCAAUCAAAGGGAAAAAAUAGUGAGUACUUAAUUCUUGCUUUCCAUUUUCAUGUGCUCCUUCAGUAUGGAAGUGGGUUCUGAUCCUCGUUAGGGACACCUCAGAUUGGUCUCCCAAAACAGUAUCCGCUCUUCGUUUGAGGCACCGCCUACACCUCCUCCCAAAGCACUCGAGCCUUCGAAAUCCCAACGCCGGGGGCAGGUUCAAAAUCAAGAGGUGAGCUUUAAUCUAUGCCAGUCUCCUAAGUCAGACCUCCACCUCACAUUCCGUCCAAGUACAUGACCAAAUACCAAAAAGUACUAUCACUAUCCCCCGGAACACGUCGAUACACACGUCCAAGCGGCCCAGAAUUAGUCAAUCACCGUCAACCAUCCUGUGUUGAUCUGCCGGGGGAAUGGAAUGCCAUUCAUGACAGAUUCAUCGCAUAUCUCUGGAGUCACUGUCCACUCGACGGAAAAGGGAGAGUUCCUCGGUCAGAGGAGAAAAGGGAUAGGUGGAAGAGUGUGGAAAUUGCAACAAUGGUCAUCGAAAGAUUUCCAGAGCUGGACUCUCAUGUUAGUAUCUCUCUUUGGUGGUUAGGAAUGGCGAAGUGCAACGGCCAAAGUUUCGAGUAUCUUACAAGUACUAAUGAGCUAUAGCUUAUCAAGCCUAGUGCAAUCGAAAUGAGACUCAUCUUGCUUGAUGAAGCAGGAGACAACGAUUAUUUCCAGAUGAAGUAUGGUGCUUAUAGAUCGGAGGAGUGGGGACGUGGAAUUUGA